UCACUCUCUCUCACUCUCUCUCACUUGGUAGUGAUAUAUGGCCGCCUUGAAACUUCUCCACAUUUUCUUCUUCUUCUCUGUGAUUCUUGGUACCAGUUCAUCAUCUUCCUCUGAUGUGAAGCUUUUACUAGAAAAGGUCAAGCCUUCACUACAAGGUAACAGCGAGAAUUUACUGCUGUCUUCGUGGAACUCCUCUGUUCCAGUUUGUCAAUGGAGAGGAGUAAAAUGGGUAUUUUCAAAUGGGUCUCCUCUCCAUUGCACCGACUUCUCUUCACCACAAUGGACCAACAUCUCUCUCUUCAAAGACUCCACUCUUCACCUUCUCUCUCUUCAGCUCCCUUCUGCAAAUCUCACUGGUUCACUUCCCAGAGAGAUUGGUGAGUUCUCUCUGCUCCAAAAUCUGUUCCUCAACAUCAAUUCCUUAACCGGUUCAAUCCCUUUAGAGCUUGGUUACGCUUCUUCACUCUCCGAAAUUGAUUUGAGCGGUAAUAGAUUAGCUGGGGUUUUGCCUCCAUCGAUUUGGAACCUCUGUGAUAAGCUUUCCUCCUUUAGAAGUCAUGAAAAUUCGUUUACUGGUCACUUCCCUGAGCCUGCUUUGCCAGAUUCCACCUGUAGUAAUCUGCAAGUUCUUGAUCUUGGUGGAAAUAAGUUUUCUGGUGGUUUCCCUGAGUUUAUAACCAAGUUUAAAGGUCUAAAAGAGCUUGAUUUGUCAAGUAACAUGUUUGAUGGUUCUGUUCCUGAUGGCUUGACUCUAUUAAAACUCGAAAAACUCAACCUUUCUCAGAAUAACUUCACUGGGGUAUUGCCCGUUUUUGGUGGAUCAAAGUUUGGUUCAGAAGCCUUUGAAGGAAACAGUCCAAGCCUUUGUGGGUUACCUUUAAAGCCAUGUCUAGGUUCCUCUAAGUUGAGAGCAAGUGCUGUUGCUGGUCUUGUGAUAGGUUUAAUGACUGGGGUUGUGGUCACGGCCUCGCUAUUAAUCGGGUAUAUGCAGAACAAGAAGAGAAAGAAUAGUAUAGAGAGCGAAUAUGAUAUGGAAGAAGGUGAGGAUGAAGAAGAAAUUGGUGAUGGUAAGUUGGUUGUGUUUCAAGGCGGAGAGAAUCUGACUCUAGAAGAUGUUUUGAAUGCGACCGGUCAAGUAAUGGAGAAAACGAGUUAUGGUACUGUUUAUAAGGCGAAGCUUAGUGAUGGAGGAACCAUUGCGUUGAGGCUAUUGAGAGAAGGAAGCUGCAAGGAUAGAAGUUCUGGUUUGCCUGUAAUAAAGCAACUGGGACGUAUUCGUCAUGAGAAUUUGGUUCCGUUGAGGGCUUUCUAUCAAGGGAAAAGAGGAGAAAAACUUCUCAUUUACGACUAUCUUCCCAACAGAAACCUUCAUGAUUUGUUGCAUGAAAGUAAACCAGGAAAACCGGUUCUGAAUUGGGCUAGGAGACACAAGAUUGCGCUGGGAAUAGCUCGGGGAUUGGCUUAUCUUCACACUGGACAAGAAGUUCCUAUAGUCCAUGGAAAUGUUAGAUCAGGGAACGUUCUCGUUGAUGACUUUUUCGUGGCAAGACUCACUGAGUUUGGUCUUGACAAGUUAAUGGUACAAGCCGUAGCUGAUGAUGUCAUGUCACAGGCCAAAUCUGAUGGCUACAAAGCAGCAGAACUCCACAAGAUGAAGAAGUGCAAUCCAAGAACCGAUGUCUUUGCGUUUGGGAUCCUUCUACUGGAGAUUUUGAUGGGAAAGAAACCAGGAAAAAGCGGAAGGAACAACGAGUUUGUGGAUUUACCUUCAUUGGUUAAAAUCGCCGUUUUGGAGGAAACAACAAUGGAGGUAUUCGACUUGGAAGUUCUGAAAGGGAUAAGGAGUCCUAUGGAAGACGGUUUGGUUCAGGCAUUGAAGCUGGCCAUGGGAUGUUGUGCUCCUGUGCCUUCGGUUAGACCAACAAUGGAGGAGGUUGUGAGGCAGUUGGAAGAGAACAGGCCUAGAAAUAGAUCGGCUUUGUAUAGCCCUAAUGAAACAAGAAGUGAAGCCGAAACCCCAUUUUAAAAAUACAAUCUUUGUAACAGAGCUUUGUUAGUUUUUAUGUUUGUUGUAAUCCUCACUUGGUAGAGACUAUCUGUUUCAUAAUA
Molecule: messenger RNA, 2109 nt
Organism: Eutrema salsugineum
Lineage: Eukaryota; Viridiplantae; Streptophyta; Magnoliopsida; Brassicales; Brassicaceae
Product: putative kinase-like protein TMKL1
Exons: 2
Coding region: 38-2026 (662 amino acids)
Biological process (GO): protein phosphorylation
Molecular function (GO): protein kinase activity; protein binding; ATP binding
Source: RefSeq, a predicted model, not a curated record